Molecule: messenger RNA, 2001 nt
Organism: Serendipita indica DSM 11827
Lineage: Eukaryota; Fungi; Basidiomycota; Agaricomycetes; Sebacinales; Serendipitaceae
Source: the annotation of a GenBank genome assembly
AUGGCCACCUUGCAAUUUACGCCGUUUACAUCCCAAGUCUCUCCGCAGCUGUGGCAUCAGCUCUCAAAGCUCAAGAUUGAUGUUCUUAAACUCUCAAAGGACUCGAUUAGCCUAGACGCCACCUAUGGCGCCGGCCGGACAAUCGUCGACCGCGAGACGGGCAAGGAUAUCGCAUUAGGAUGCACUCUCAACGCGUCUGGCGAUGGAUUCUCAAAGGAUACAUUCACACCAGCAGCAAACGUCGCCGUUGCAUCUGGAACCGUAUUCAACUUUAACACGAUUGAAGAGUUUAAAGACGCGAAUAAAAAGGCACUAUUCGCCCAAAUCGCUGACAAAAUCUGGGCUUCGUUUGAUACCGACAGUCCACAAUUGUCAAGUUUCCUUCUGAUUACGUUUGCCGAUCUCAAAAAGUACAAGUUCUUCUACUGGUUCGCCUUUCCGGCCUUUGUCCCUGCAGACCCUUGGGUGGCAGAGGGCCAGGGACUAGUCUCUGCAGAAAGCGUCCUCGGUUCUCAAAAGCUCGAAGACAUUGCUGCAGUCGUCCCAACACACCCACAAGCCUUUCUCAUUCGGGAGAUUGGUGGGAAACUCGAGACUGCGCCGAUUACACAAUAUGCCACCUUUUUCAAAGACACACCAGAGCAAUCUAGAACGGUUGCCUUUCUCGACCCAUCGUCUGAUCCUCAAUCCCCCGGGUGGCCUUUAUUGAAUAUAUUGGCGUACCUGUUCCAUACACAACCCAACGCCCGCAAACAUCAAGUUCUCUGCUGGAGGGAUACAGUCAUCCCAGAAGCCGGACACUGGAGAUCACGCUGGGCAACCAUUUGCGCCAACGAGAAGACACUCUCCGGUACACGUCCAUCCGCAGUCGGUUGGGAACGCAAUGCCCAAGGCAAGCUUUCCCCUCGCAUGGCCGACUUGGGCUCCUCGAUGGACCCACUACAACUCGCCGACCAGGCGCUGGGAUUAAACUUGAAGUUGAUGAGAUGGCGUAUCCUACCUGCUCUCGACCUCGAAAGGGUCGCGGACACGAAAUGUCUGUUGCUGGGAGCGGGCACAUUGGGUUGCUACGUCGCGCGAACGCUCAUGGCGUGGGGCGUCAAGAAGAUUUCACUCGUCGAUUCGUCCAAAGUCUCGUUUUCGAACCCCGUCAGGCAACCCUUGUUCGAGUUUGAAGACUGUCUGGACGGUGGCCGGCCCAAAGCCGAGUGUGCUGCCGAAAGGCUGAAGAAGAUUUACCCAGGGAUCGAUGCAAAUGGCUAUUCGAUGUUCAUUCCGAUGCCCGGACACCCGAUAGCCAAAGAAUCGUUGGAGCAGACGAAGAGGGACGUUGCGCAGCUUGAAAGACUGAUCGACGAACACGACGUCGUCUUUUUGCUCAUGGAUUCUAGAGAGAGCAGAUGGCUCCCGUCAAUCGUGGCCGCCUCGAAGAACAAGGUGCGUCCAUACCGCGCUGCAUGGAGCGUGCGGGUUCUGUGGAAUGUGAUCAAACUGAAAUGGGUGGAGCAGAUCGUAAUGAAUGCGGCGCUGGGCUUUGAUACAUUUGUCGUGAUGCGGCAUGGCGCGCGCGCCACUUCGUACCCGGCGGGUCAUGCCGGCGUCAAGCUUGGCUGCUACUAUUGUAACGAUGUCGUCGCUCCUACAGAUGUGCGUGAUUUUUCUUUUCCCCUCUUGCUUGGAAAAUUCUGUCCUUCUGACGACGGCGCCUCGCCCUCUGAUCCAGUCCCUGACCGACCGCACCCUCGACCAAAUGUGUACAGUGACUCGACCAGGCCUGGCAUCCAUCGCCUCUUCGACAUGCGUGGAGCUCCUGGUAUCGAUGCUCCAACAUCCAGAUGGGUCAUUCAGGCGUACGAGGCUCAGGGCUUCCCACUCCUUCUCCGAGUGUUCAACGAAGAGGGCUUCCUGGAGCAACUUACUGGUCUCGACAAGCUCCAAGAAGAAUCGCAGGCGGCACUGGAUGAGAUUGAGGGCCUCAACUCGGACGAAGACGACUUUUGA